AUGUCCAGCCGUCCCGUGGCACUCCCACACUGGAUCCAGACCGUGUGUGGCUGGUGUGCGCUUACGUCCACGGUGAUUAUUUUCUUCAGCAUCCUUUUGCAUCUUCUAAACUAUCGAAAACCGUUCCAGCAGCGGUUGAUGAUCAGAAUCCAGUUGAUCGUGCCGCUUUUCGCUAUUCUGUGCUACUCAAUGCUUCGAGACCCGACGUCGGUGUUUAACAAGUUUGUGAUUGAGCCAAUUCGUGAAAUCUACGAGGCGUUUGUCAUUUAUACGUUCUUCUCGUUGCUUACUGAUAUGCUUGGGGGAGCCAAGAGCAUUAUCAUUAUGAGCAGUGGACGCCCGCCGGUGGCCCACCCGGGGUUCUUGAAAUGGGUGCUCCCGCCGCUAGACAUUUCGGAUCCUCAGACUUUUUUGGCGAUAAAGCGUGGCAUUCUACAGUAUGUGUGGCUUAAGCCGAUCAUUUGCUUUGGGGUGUUGUUCCUGGAGCUUUUGGGCUGGUACGACGUUAACGAUAUGAGCGUGGGCUCGUUGUACUUGUGGUUUACCAUUGUGUAUAACUUCUCCGUGUCUUUGUCGUUGUACUGCCUAGCUAUUUUCUGGAAGAUCCUUUGGGUGGACCUCAAACCAUUUAACCCAAUGGGUAAGUUUCUUUGCGUCAAGCUUAUCAUUUUCGCUUCUUACUGGCAGGGUGUGAUCUUGGCUAUUCUUAACAUCAUGGGCGUGUUGCCAGGCAACAGUUCGCAGGACGAAAACGGCGCCCCCAACAUCGGUGUAUCCAUCCAGAAUGCCUUGCUUUGCGUUGAGCUUAUUGCUUUCGCCUGGGGCCAUUGGUUCUCCUUCUCCUAUAGGCCAUUCACGAUCUCUCGAAUGCCUACGGGUAGAUUGCAAUUCUACUACGCCCUUAGGGAUAUGUUCGGCAUCAAGGACUUGGUGAUUGACUUUGCCCUUACUUUCUACGGCGACUACUACAAGGACUACAAGCAGUUCGACUCGGUAGAGGCCCUCAUAGCACAUCCUUCCCUGAAAUCCCGUAUGGGUCGUAUUAACCAAGGUCUCCGAUACCAGCCAGACGGAAAGCAAAAGCACUGGCUUCCGCUGCAGAACUUGCAAGCUUCACCUCUGGCAGGACAGGCAAGCAUACGAAGCACAUCUGAGAUCAACGCAAUCUCCAACCAUAUUUAUCAACAACAGCUGGGACGUUCCCAGUCUAUUUAUGCCCCUUCUUUGGUCUCCACCGGGACUUCCACAAGGGCUCUUUACCCACACUCUCCUAAAGUGAGCCCGCCAUCGUCGCCUCUCCUUUCAGACGCCCAUUCUGUGAAGACCAAUCCUUCCUAUUUAGAGGACGAAUUUGCCGAGCCGCUUUCUGAAACCCUCAAAAAGCUCAACCCAGGCAUCAUGUAUGAUAACGAGUAUAUCGAUGAAGAUGAGCAAUACUACCAGGCUGCAUGCUCUGUGGUCAACAACUACAAUCUUGACCAGACCGAGGUGAAAAAGUUGAUCAACUACCCUAUUGUUGAUGAGCUAAUUGUUGGCCACGAAUACGGGUACAAGGUGAAGAAGUUGCGUGCGGACCGGAUCCGCCAGCAACGACAAAAUAAUGGCGAUGCCGUUUCCCGUAACGAGUAUCGUGGCUACGGCAGUGUUUAA
Molecule: messenger RNA, 1650 nt
Organism: Candidozyma haemuli
Lineage: Eukaryota; Fungi; Ascomycota; Pichiomycetes; Serinales; Metschnikowiaceae
Exons: 1
Coding region: 1-1650 (549 amino acids)
Biological process (GO): transport
Molecular function (GO): transporter activity
Source: RefSeq, a predicted model, not a curated record